GGGAAGUGAAGGGGUGGAGCGUUAUGAGCCUUCUGGCACACUAACUGAAGGAACCAGAGUAACAGGUCUGAUUAGGAAACACCGGAUGCCUAUACCAUGAAUCCUGGAAAGAGACAGCUUAGACUGGGAGUGAGGAGUUAGACAGAGGAGAGGAAAGUAGAGGACAGGAGCGGAGAGGAGUGACCAGAACCCUACGCUCUACUCUACCCCUACCGGCUGCUGCGGUGCCACUCUCAAACCCCACUGUGAUAUUCCACAGCCAGGCAGGAACCAUGCCGGCCCUGGCCACCGGAUCUGGAAAUGACUCAGAUCUGUAUGAGCUGCUGUCUGCCCUGCCCUCCCAGCUCCAGCCCCAUGUUGACAGCCCAGACGACAGCACCUUUAUACACGACAUGUUCGGAGAGAGGAGCCUCCACUCGCUGGUCAAGAUCCACGAGAGGCUGCAGCACUAUGAGGAUCGUAGUCCUGCCCCCGUCCUGGACAGCGCAGGGUCCCUAGCCACUGACCUGUCUGAUGAACUGCAGGUUAAAGGUGCCAGUGGAGGAAUCAGAGAGCUGCUAAAACUACUGGCUAAACCCCACGUCAAGAGUCUUCUGUCCGUCCAUGACACGGUAGCCCAGAAGAGUUAUGACCCCGAUCUGCCUCCGCUGCCCGAUGACAUCGAUGAUGACGAGGAGUCAGUGAAGAUCAUACGGCUGGUCAAGAACAAGGAGCCUCUCGGAGCCACAAUAAAGUGUGAUGAGCACACAGGAGCCAUCCUUGUUGCCAGGAUCAUGAGAGGUGGAGCUGCAGACAGAAGUGGUCUGAUCCAUGUAGGGGACGAGCUGAGGGAAGUGAACGGGAUUCCUGUGGAUGACAAGAAGCCUGAUGAAAUCCUCCGCAUUCUGGCCCAGUCUCAAGGGGCCAUUACGUUUAAAAUAAUACCAGGUAUCAAAGAGGAGGCGCCGAGCAAGGAGCCCAAGAUGUUUGUGAAGACACUGUUUGACUACGAACCAGCGGAGGACAAAGCCAUCCCGUGUAAGGAGGCGGGCCUGACCUUCAAGAGGGGAGAUAUCCUUCAGAUCAUGAGCCAAGAUGAUGCAACCUGGUGGCAGGCCAAACAAGACAGCCAUGUCAACCCCCGCGCCGGCCUCAUACCCUCCAAACAGUUCCAGGAGAGGAGAUUUGCACUGCGUCAGCCCGCCGCCCAUGUUUUUCAGGCCCAGAAGAUCUCCAACAGAAGAUCAUCUGGUUUUCGCCGGAGCUUCCGCCUCAGCAGGCGAGACAAGAAGACCAACAAAUCCAUGUAUGAGUGUAAGAAGAGUGAGCAGUACGACAUGGCUGACGUGACCACCUACGAGGAGGUGACUCCCCACCGCAGGCAGAGUGGGGCCAAGCACAGGCUUGUGGUCCUCGUCGGUCCCGCGGGGGUAGGUCUAAAUGAGCUGAAGAGGAAGCUGCUGAUCUCUGACCCCCAACACUUCAACGUCACCGUGCCACACACCAGCCGGCCGAAGAGAAACCAGGAGAUUGACGGGGUGGAGUAUCACUUCAUCUCCAAAAAUAUAUUUGAGACGGACAUCCAAAACAACAAAUUCGUAGAGCAUGGUGAGUAUAACGGGAACUACUAUGGGACCAGUCUGGACUCUGUGCAUUCUGUCCUGUCCAAGAACAAGGUGUGCCUGCUGGACGCUCAGCCUCAUAUGAUAAAGCACUUGAGGACGGCAGAGUUUAAACCCUAUGUGGUGUUUGUGAAGCCGCCGCCCAUCGAGCGCCUGCGGGAGACCAGAAGGAACGCUAAGGUCAUCUCAGGCAAGGACGACAAGGGAUCAGCCAAGCCAUUCUCGGAGGAGGACUUCCUGGAAAUGGUGAGCACCGGCCAGCAGAUGGAGAGCCAAUACGGCCACUUGUUUGAGAAGGUGAUCGUCAACGACGACCUGACAGCAGCAUUCAGUGAACUGAAGGUGGCUCUGAAGAAGGUGGAGACAGACACUCACUGGAUACCCAUCAGAUGGACUCACUCCUGAGAACCAC
Molecule: messenger RNA, 2013 nt
Organism: Salvelinus namaycush (lake trout)
Lineage: Eukaryota; Metazoa; Chordata; Actinopteri; Salmoniformes; Salmonidae
Gene: mpp7a
Product: membrane protein, palmitoylated 7a (MAGUK p55 subfamily member 7)
Exons: 17
Coding region: 273-2006 (577 amino acids)
Biological process (GO): protein localization to adherens junction
Cellular component (GO): cell-cell junction; plasma membrane
Molecular function (GO): protein binding
Source: RefSeq, a predicted model, not a curated record